This is a messenger RNA of Amyelois transitella, 738 nucleotides long. Its product is annotated as probable palmitoyltransferase ZDHHC24. Gene Ontology annotation, cellular component: Golgi apparatus; endoplasmic reticulum. Gene Ontology annotation, biological process: protein targeting to membrane; peptidyl-L-cysteine S-palmitoylation. The transcript has a single exon. The record is from RefSeq and is a predicted model, not a curated record. The coding region runs from base 1 to 738 and encodes 245 amino acids. NCBI's taxonomy places the organism in Eukaryota, Metazoa, Arthropoda, Insecta, Lepidoptera, Pyralidae. Gene Ontology annotation, molecular function: protein-cysteine S-palmitoyltransferase activity.
AUGGCCAUUGUUCGACCAGAAUUAGUCGCCCAGUACUCCAUGGGGAACCUCAAACAUGGGCUGCACAUCGCACUGUCUGCAUUCUGCUUCAUCAACGUCAUUGGAAACAUGAUCAUGGUCAUCAUCACUGACACCACUGUGAAGAGGGGCAGUCUCGAUGGAGUUUACUGUGAUAUCUGCAAAAUUAGAAGACCUUUCGACGCGUGGCAUUGUAAGCUCUGCAAUGUCUGCAUCGAAAGACGAGACCAUCACUGCUUGUUCCUGCACCGCUGCAUAGGACUCAACAAUCAGCGGUAUUACUUACUCUACUUGUUCUAUCUGACCGUUUCCAUGAUCUACUCCAUGUAUUACAACUAUCUCUUCACCAAUUCCAAGUUCGAUGGGUACGGGCUCUUAUUGUCCAUCAGUCGAUUGCUUAAUCCUAUGGUGAGGAUUUUACUCAAAAGUUAUUGUGUGGGAACAGAAGAUCUUUGUGCUUUGUUUUUCAUGAUCAAUAUAGGUGUGUUUUUAUGGUCUACAGCGCUUCUACAUUUCCAUUUAAAGAAUGUGAUCAGGGGGCUUACUUGGCAUGAUGCUCUUUUGAGAAAGAAAUUCUAUGAAGGCACCAAACUGUCUCAUGAAAUGUGGCAGGAGAAUUUGAUGAGCGUUUUCGGAACAAGAUGGCAUUGGGCUGUGUUGUGGCCGUUCGUUGAAAGUCCUCCACAUGGACGAUUCAAAACUUGUUUGAAAAUCGCUUGA